AUGAAUGGUAAUACUUUCUUUGAAUGGUUUGUAAAAAUUCUGCCGCUACUUAAAGAAAAUGCCGUAAUUGUUAUGGAUAAUACGUCUUAUCAUUCCGUUAAGAAAGAUCGAAUUCCAGUAAUGUCUUGGAAAAAACAAGAUAUUAUAAAUUGGCUGGAAAGUAAAGAUGAGAUCGUUACCCAGCCAACAAUAAAAGCGCUAUUAUUAGAAAAAGUCCAAACAUUGAAAUCGCAAUACGACAAAUACGUGAUAGACGAGUACGCAAAAGACAACAACAAAACUAUAUUAAGAUUACCGCCAUACCACUGCGAGCUGAACCCUAUCGAGCUCGCGUGGUCGUCUGUCAAAAGCUAUGUCCGGACGCAUAACAACACCUUCAAAUUAAAAGACGUUCUAGUUAUUAAAAAGAGGCGUGGAACACGUAACACCGGAAAUGUGGACGAAUUUUGUUCGGCACGUCGUAAAGGAGGAAGUGAAAUUUUGGAAAAUUGA
Adelges cooleyi (spruce gall adelgid) is the source of this 492-nucleotide messenger RNA. RefSeq lists its product as uncharacterized. Gene Ontology annotation, molecular function: nucleic acid binding. The record is from RefSeq and is a predicted model, not a curated record. Bases 1 to 492 code for a protein of 163 amino acids. The transcript has a single exon. NCBI's taxonomy places the organism in Eukaryota, Metazoa, Arthropoda, Insecta, Hemiptera, Adelgidae.